Messenger RNA from Cladophialophora yegresii CBS 114405, 2133 nucleotides. RefSeq lists its product as uncharacterized. Bases 1 to 2133 code for a protein of 710 amino acids. Lineage: Eukaryota; Fungi; Ascomycota; Eurotiomycetes; Chaetothyriales; Herpotrichiellaceae. The transcript is spliced from 3 exons. Gene Ontology annotation, molecular function: protein binding. The record is from RefSeq and is a predicted model, not a curated record. Gene Ontology annotation, cellular component: exomer complex. Gene Ontology annotation, biological process: Golgi to plasma membrane transport.
AUGGUCACGCCGGCGGUGCCUGAGAUUAUUGAGGACGAGGAUAUCGGUCUCGCGGUAGAUGCUCGGACAGAAUCUUUGCCAGGGCUGCGUGAACUAGGACCGCCCGACCUCGUCCACCUCGUCAAGCAGAGUACCAAAGCCGGCGCAAAGCAGACGGGCGUAUACCACCAUGUCACCGGCAUUGAUGCUUCCUCCUCCGCGAGCUUGGCUGCAUACGUAAACACCUUGACUUUCAAUCCCGCCGACAAGACGCACAAGGUGGUCUCGGGGCUAUAUUGCUGCUACAACGCCUUCUCGCACCUGGACAUGCGAGUUGAAGUCAAAAUACCCGGGAGUGUCGAGAGCUACUGUGUCGAUGAAAGAGGAGACAGAAGAGUUGCAACAGAGAGUCUAUGGCUGGAAACGUUCCUCUGCGCGGUCCUGCGAGCAUAUUCAUACUCAGACAACGGGAGUGGUGACACAAUAAAGAAGAUCAUUGGCGUCAGGAGAUUCAAUCCAAUCAUUAACACUGAGCUGGAGCACAGAUUCUUCGAGGCGGCCGAAAGGUUGUUCUUCAGCGGCCGGCAGCUGGGCUCGGAUCCGGAAAUACAAAUUCCCAAUGUCGUGUCGAAUCAUCUCACUGCGGGACUGCUGAAAUACAUUCAAACUACCGGAAGAUACACGUCAGGAAUCAAUUUGUUCGAAAAGCUGCGCACAAAGGACGUCGAGGUAUCCUCACUACUGGCUCGAGUGCUCCUAGACGGCGAUGAGGAGAUUCAGGCCGUCCGGCUGCUGCAUGACUCCUUGGAGGAUGUGCCAAUGGACUAUGCUCUUCUUGACUGCCAGGCUUCUUUCUGUGAGAGCAAGGGAGAAGGUGAAAUGGCUCUGGAAUUGGCCAAACAAGGGGUCACUGCUGCACCUAGUGAGUUCAGCACUUGGGCUCGGCUAGCGGAGGUGUACGUCGAUCUGGAGCAGUGGGAUCUCGCUCUGUUGACUCUGAACUCGUGCCCCAUGUUCUCAUACCAAGACAAGGACUCGCCGAGGAUGCCUGAGCCGAGUCGCGUCCUUUUGCCAAUCCUGCCGGAAAGCGCACUGGAUGAAAUCGAUGAGGGACAGCCUCGACAAGGAGAGCCAUUCGAUCAAGUACAUGUCUCGUUACGGAAACUCCAGGCUGCCACUUAUCAAGGGACUUUCUUGAAAGCAUACAGCUUGCUUACCCGGAUUGCGGCGGCUAUCGGGUGGGAUACGCUCCUGAAAACCCGGAGUCAGGUCUUUGUCAUGGAAGAGGAAUAUCGUUCCGAAAGGCAACAUUCCUUCACACCCAAAACGCCAGCUAGCAAAAACGCCAGCACAAUUGCCUUAUCCGGCACUCCGAAUGGGGAUCCCAAGGCAAAUGGAAAUGGAGCAGAUGAGGACGAUGAAUCAGAUGGCGGCUCUGGGACGGAAGAGCCCAGAAGACACGAAGAUGGUCUCGAUGGAGCUUCCUCUACAGCGCCGACGCUGAAUGGUGGCUUGAGCACGAAUGAGAACGCCGAAGUAAAGGCUGACCAGUCGAUGGAGAAACCUGUGCCAACUAUCGCAGCUGAAGAAGUCAAAUCGGGAAACGACGAACCAGACCAGGAUCACGCACAGUAUCCACAGUUCCAGAACAAGCGCCUCUGUGAACGAUGGCUGGAUAACCUCUUCAUGGUGCUUUAUGAGGACCUGCGGAUCUACACCAUCUGGCGAACAGAAAUGGGUCAGUACCGACAACAGCAAAUGCAGUACAAAAAGUCGGCUGCUGAGUGGGAGAUUCUCGGUGAUCUUGCUGAACGACUACACCACACGAACGAGGCAUUAGAAGCGUAUCAGCAGUGUCUCAACAUUCGAUUUUCACCAAAAGCAAUGAAGGGCCUUUUGAAAAUGUAUGAAAAGAAGGGUGAUACGAGAAAUAUCCUUGCCUGCUUGAUCCGCCUGAUCACAUGGCAGUACCGAUGGUAUUCAGAGUUCUCGCCCGAACUCUUCUAUUCAAUACGCAAACUUAUUGAAGAAGAAGGCGCCGUCAAGAUUCGCUCGAUCGUUCAGAGCACGAACCUACCACAGCACGUCCUAGAUCUAACGCAUGAAUAUUGCCGGCUGUGUGUCACCUUUAGAAGCAGCGGAACGGACGGUUGA